Lepus europaeus (European hare) is the source of this 3616-nucleotide messenger RNA. RefSeq names its product 3'-phosphoadenosine 5'-phosphosulfate synthase 2 (gene PAPSS2). Gene Ontology annotation, biological process: 3'-phosphoadenosine 5'-phosphosulfate biosynthetic process; sulfate assimilation. The transcript is spliced from 13 exons. Lineage: Eukaryota; Metazoa; Chordata; Mammalia; Lagomorpha; Leporidae. The record is from RefSeq and is a predicted model, not a curated record. The coding region runs from base 101 to 1963 and encodes 620 amino acids. Gene Ontology annotation, molecular function: ATP binding; sulfate adenylyltransferase (ATP) activity; adenylylsulfate kinase activity.
CCUUCCCGGGAGUCCAGCAGCCGCCGCCGCCGCCGCCAUCCGUGAGCCCUCGCGUCGCCGCCUCAGCACCCGGGCUCCGCCGCCGCCGCCGCCUGCCAGCAUGUCGGGGGUCAAGAAGCAGAAGACGGAGAGCCAGCAGAAAUCCACAAAUGUAGUCUAUCAGGCCCACCAUGUAAGCAGAAAUAAGAGAGGGCAGGUGGUUGGAACAAAGGGUGGAUUCCGAGGAUGUACCGUGUGGCUAACAGGACUUUCCGGUGCUGGGAAAACAACGAUCAGUUUUGCCCUGGAAGAGUACCUCGUCUCCCAAGGCAUCCCUUGUUACUCCCUGGAUGGCGACAAUGUCCGUCACGGGCUUAACAAAAACCUUGGGUUCUCUGCUGGAGACAGAGAAGAAAACAUCCGCCGGAUUGCCGAGGUGGCAAAGCUAUUUGCCGAUGCCGGUCUGGUCUGCAUUACCAGCUUCAUCUCUCCUUUCGCAAAGGAUCGUGAGAAUGCCCGCAAAAUCCAUGAAUUAGCAGGACUGCCAUUCUUUGAAAUAUUUGUAGAUGCACCUCUAAAUAUCUGUGAAAGCAGAGACGUAAAAGGCCUCUACAAACGGGCCCGAGCUGGAGAGAUUAAAGGAUUUACAGGUAUUGAUUCUGAUUAUGAGAAACCUGAAACUCCUGAGUGUGUGCUUAAAACCAACUUGUCCUCAGUGAGUGACUGUGUCCAGCAGGUGGUGGAACUUCUGCAAGAGCAGAACAUUGUACCCCAUUCCGUCAUCAAAGGCAUCCACGAACUCUUUGUGCCUGAAAACAAACUUGACCAAAUUCGAGCUGAGGCUGGAACUCUCCCUUCACUGUCAAUUACCAAGCUGGAUCUCCAGUGGGUCCAAGUUUUGAGUGAAGGCUGGGCCACGCCCCUCAAGGGUUUCAUGCGGGAGAAGGAGUACUUGCAGGUUAUGCACUUUGGCACCCUGUUAGAUGGUAUCCUCCAUCAUGAUGGAGUGAUCAACAUGAGCAUUCCCAUCGUACUGCCCAUCUCUGCAGAUGAUAAGACACGGCUGGAAGGGUGCAGCAAGUUUGUCCUGAUGUAUGGUGGACAGAAGGUGGCUAUCUUACGAGACCCUGAGUUCUAUGAACACAGGAAAGAGGAACGCUGUUCCCGUAUGUGGGGGACAACGUGUGAAAAACACCCCCAUAUAAAAAUGGUGAUGGAAAGUGGGGAUUGGCUGGUUGGUGGGGACCUUCAGGUACUGGAGAGAAUACGGUGGAAUGAUGGGCUGGACCAAUACCGUCUGACGCCUCUGGAGCUCAAACAGAAAUGUAAAGAGAUGAAUGCUGAUGCUGUGUUUGCAUUCCAGUUGCGCAAUCCUGUCCACAAUGGGCAUGCUCUGUUGAUGCAGGACACUCGCCGUCGGCUCCUGGAGAGAGGCUACAAGCACCCCGUGCUCCUGUUGCAUCCUCUGGGUGGCUGGACCAAGGAUGAUGAUGUGCCACUGGACUGGCGGAUGAAGCAGCACUCAGCUGUGCUUGAGGAAGGGGUUCUGGAUCCCAAGUCAACCAUUGUUGCCAUCUUUCCAUCUCCCAUGUUGUAUGCUGGUCCCACAGAGGUCCAGUGGCACUGCAGGUCCAGGAUGAUUGCAGGGGCCAAUUUCUACAUUGUGGGCAGGGACCCGGCAGGAAUGCCCCACCCUGAGACCAAGAGAGACCUGUAUGAACCCACUCAUGGGGGCAAGGUGUUAAGCAUGGCCCCUGGCCUCACCUCUGUGGAAAUCAUUCCAUUCCGAGUGGCUGCCUACAACAAAGCCAAAAAAGCCAUGGACUUCUAUGAUCCAGCAAGGCACAACGAGUUUGACUUCAUCUCAGGAACUCGUAUGAGAAAGCUUGCCAGGGAAGGAGAAAAUCCCCCAGAUGGCUUCAUGGCCCCCAAAGCGUGGAAAGUCCUGACAGAUUACUACAGGUCCCUGGAGAAGAACAACUGAGUGCUCUUUGGCUCCAGAGUUUCUUUCUGAAGUGCCUUUUUGAUUACCUUUUCUAUUUUUGUGAUUAGAUGCUUUGUAUACAGGUGCUUCUCAGUGUGACUGAUUUUAAAGUUUAUAUUUUAUGAGGUAAAAAUCGUGUCUAUAAAGACAACUCAAAAAUAUAUGUUAAAGACAAACUGAAGACUGAAUCUUAGCCGGUGAAAGCAAUAUUGUUAAUACAUUUCAGAAUGGAACUAACUGUAUUCUCUACUGCACUGAGCAAGUAGGGCCCAGAUUGCUUAAAACAAAACAAACAAACAAAAAAACAAACUUUUGAUCAUGUGUCAUUUACUUGCCAAAAAGUUAAGCAUAUUUUUUUCCAGCUUAAGUGCAAACCUGCACUGUCUGAAUGUCAGCAAUAAAUGGGCAGCUUCUCUACAACUGAUACCCCCCACCUCCCUGCAAAAAAAAAAAAAAAAAAAAAAACAUUACUUACCCUAAAUGAGAUGAGGCUCACGUGGGUAUCUUGUUUAUAUUUUACCUCAUGCCUGUAUACAGCCUUACUGCCCAUUAUCUGUGUUGGAGACCUGACCAGAGAAACCAAACUUGUGAUAAUGUGAAUUUAAUCACAGUGACUUACGAAUAACAACUCCAGUUAAAUGGUGACUUUUAAUAGUGUGGCGUGUUACCAUGGAAGGAUUUGCACACAAGGGUCAUAUAGUCUUGGUAAUGUUGUGGAAGGUUAUUUUUCAUCUUUGCUGUGGUCACUGUGUUCUACAAGACAGGCUGGGCCUGUCUGACUGUACAGCAUCAGCAAUAAACCAAAAAUAAUUCACACUACCAAACUAGCAAGGUGCUAGAACUGGAGAGACAGCAGUAAAUGUUGAACACAAACCUUUCAUUUUACAGAGGAACACAGCUGAACACUGUAAUACAAUGCAAGGUUGGCAUUAUUAGCAGGUACUGGUGGUGCUAAAUGAGCACCCAGCCCACCUGACUCCCAGUCUGGUUGUCUGUCUACCCUGGACGAUAUAGGAGCCAAGUCUGAUUUCCCCUCAGGUGCUUCACAAAGCUUUUUGAACAGAGGAUGUGUCCAAAGCAGCCUUCUUGGGUAUCAAAAAGUCCAGAAUGUUCUAAACUCCCCUAAGUUUAUUGCAAUGGGGAAAAAAAAAAUCUUUACAUUUCUCCAAAGACACAAGCUGUUUGAGAUACCCUCUGAUGGCUUUAUUUCCUGAGAGGCAAUCUUUUGUACUAUAAUUCAUUGCUGGCUAGGCAUUAUGAAAACACAGCACCUUUUAUACAUAGAUCUCUCUGGAAGAGACCUAAACAGGAAAGAGAAAACUGUGAUUUUUUUUUUUCAUAUACUCAGUGUGUUUUUAAGCUAUUCUUAGAUGAAAAAUCUUCUUUUGAGAAUUACUUUCAAUGGCCACAGCAGUUUGUCUUUAGUAGUAUAGUACCUAUAUUCAAUUAACUCAUAGGUACUCAUUACUGCCUUUUUAAAAGACAGCAUAUUUAUUGAAACAUGAGACAGCUUGUAGUGCCUUAACCAAAUGUAUUUUGUGAUUUUUUAAAAAAUCUAUUUAAAACUGCUCUGCUGCUCUGUUACCACACUUAAUGCAAAUGUCUGUUUCUAUGUACAACCUAUGCUUGUUCUUAUUUUAAUAAAUUUCUCAA